UUUAUAACUUAACAACACUUCUUAAAAAACGAAUGCAGUCGACGAGGAACAUCCCCUAUUUACUUCAUGACAAAGUUAUCUACAAUGAGCCUGCCACUAUCUGUGAAAUAUUCAGUGAGUGGUUUGCAAACUUCAGUUUAGAAACGCGCAUUCCCGGUGAAACCGGCUCCCUUACUAGCUCUUUCCUCGGAAGCAUAGUGUUCACCGACCAAUUAAUAGAACAAGCAGUUAAAAGCCUGAGACCUUCCACUAGCACGGGACCAGAUGGCCUCGCUUCUAUAAUUUUCAAAAACAGUGGGUGUGAUAUACCCCUACUACUUCUUAAAUUCUUCUCAAUAUCUAUGGACACUGGCACUUACCCUAAUGAGUGGAAAACUAGCUUCAUAAUUCCACACUAUAAAUCCGGUGAUAAGGCAAACGUCCGCAAUUAUAGACCCAUAAAUAUAACCCCAGUUGUCUCUCGAAUCAUGGAGAAAGUUGUCAAAGAUCAGUUGUCAGACUAUCUACUUAAGGAAGAUCUUGUCACAAGGUCUCAACAUGGAUUUCUCAAAAAUAGGCCUUGCGUUACCUGCCACUUCGACUUUUUCAACUGCAUCACUAGUAGUCGCGAAGCAUGUAAGCUAGUUGUUGUUCUCUACUUCGACAUAUCUAGGGCAUUUGACAUGGUUUCUCACAGUAUUCUCUUUGAGAAGCUGUAUUCAUGUGGGAUUCGCAAUCCAUUACUGAGCUGGUUAAAAUCGUUUCUAAGCAAUAGGGUACAAAUAACCAAGGUUGGAUCUGUAAUGUCUCAUCCUAGGCAGAUCACAAGUGGGGUUGUGCAAGGUAGUGUCCUAGGUCCACUUUUAUUUACAGUCUACAUUAACAGCAUUUGCAACUGCUUCACCUCAGGUAAAUCAUUCCUAUAUGCUGACGACCUCAAAGUCGUUUACUCCUGCUACGCUCAUGAGCUAAGCGAUAUGGUAAAUAAAAUACACCAUGUUGCGAGACUACUUAGUUCAAGAUGUAUUUUAUUUACCAUAUCGCUUAGCUCAUGAGCGUAGCA
Trichobilharzia szidati is the source of this 1042-nucleotide messenger RNA. Lineage: Eukaryota; Metazoa; Platyhelminthes; Trematoda; Strigeidida; Schistosomatidae. The record is from the annotation of a GenBank genome assembly.